AUGCAUAAGCCAAUUGCUCCAACUAAAUCAUAGUCUCCAUAUAAUUCAGGCAAAAAGAAUCCUGAUUACAUCAAUCCCACAUUUGUUAGUCAGACUGUGUUUCAAGAUAACCUCUCCUAAACAAAGGCUUUAUAAAAUGGACAUACAAAAUAAAAUAGUAGUUAUUACUCAUAUUAUAAUUAAACUUAAAAAUUAUAAAACGAAAAGACUCAAGGGACAAUUGAAAAAUAGCGAUACGCAAAUAUUUUGAAGUUCGAAUAAAAACGAUUUGAAACCAAUGACAAGAACUAUUUUGUUGAUAGGAAAAAGUAAUUAUCAUAGCAUGAACUCACACCUGAUUAUUCUCUUAAUAGAAUCAAAAGGAAUAGUUAAAUCGAAUUAAACAUGUCUUGGAACAACGGAGUUCAGGACCAUCAAAUCAAAUAGGAUGUGAAAAAGGAUGAAAAGAGAAAACUUUACACAGAAAUAGAGUAGACUGAAUAAUUCUAUUCGUCAGUGAAAGAAAUCAACAAAUCUGUUAAAGAUUUCAAAGCCUAAAGUUAUUUAAGAGGAUUGCAAUUGCAGAACAGACACAAUGAAUAUUUAAAGGAAGUAGAGAAAACUAAAAAGUUAGAGGAAGAAAUCAUAAGGUGCCAGGAACUCAAAAUAUAAGAAUUAAGGAGGUAGUAAGAAUAACUUAGCAUAGCUAAAUCCAAAUUUACUAAAUGA
This is a messenger RNA of Paramecium tetraurelia, 708 nucleotides long. RefSeq lists its product as uncharacterized. The transcript has a single exon. NCBI's taxonomy places the organism in Eukaryota, Ciliophora, Oligohymenophorea, Peniculida, Parameciidae. The record is from RefSeq and is a predicted model, not a curated record.